CAUUAGCACUAUCUAGUGAAUUAGUUGUGUCAGUAGCAGCUGAAAAUAAUUCAUUAAAUGAUAAUGCAGCAAGUUCAACUCUGGUAGCAAUAACUCUAAGCAACAAAAACGAGGACUAUACAAUAAA
Messenger RNA from Funneliformis mosseae, 127 nucleotides. Lineage: Eukaryota; Fungi; Glomeromycota; Glomeromycetes; Glomerales; Glomeraceae. The record is from the annotation of a GenBank genome assembly.